AUGGUCUCUGAGCAGGACUCGAGCUCUGAGCAGGAUCUCAAAGCUAGCGCGACAGGCGCGGCAGAACAAGCGAGGAACAGAACGCACGCGAGCCACUGGAGCGUUUUGCGGCAGCGCGGGGCAAUUUGUUCCGAGGUUGAGGAUACGCCUGAGUUCUCAGAGGUGUUUCUUCCUUUGCCCAACAAAAGCCACUUCUUGACUUGGGCGCCUGCGGGCGGCCUUCUCUCGAGGCUCGGUUUGAGCCUUGCCACCCUUUAUGUCACCAGUGCCGUCGCCUUCGCUCCUCCGCUGGGGAAGCCCGCUCCCGCCGCCAGCCGCGCCGUGGUGGUGCAGUCGUCCGAGCAGCGGCCCGGGCAGGAGCCCGGAGAACCACCCGUCGCAGAGCGACUGGCCGGUGCGCUAUCGUCGGAGCAGCAGCCGUUCUCCCCGCGUUCGGCCGUCGGUGCGGCGCUGUGGACCGGCGCGGCCGACGCUGCGGCGCUGCUCACCUUUGCCGCAAUUGGCCGCGGCAACCAUAACUCAGCCGACGGCUCUGUGCUGACGACCGCCGCCCCGUUCCUGCUGGCGUGGUUUGCGGUCAGCCCCGCCGUUGGUGCAUUCCCUGCCAAUGCCAGGACGGUGCGCGAUGCCGUGCUCCCCCUCCUUCCCGCGUGGGCGCUCGCGGUGCCGGCUGGCUGCUUCUGCAGGGGCCUGCUGCAGGACCGGCUGCCGGCUUCGCCCUUCUGGAUCGUAGCCUUGAUCGCGACGGCGGUGCUGCUCAGCGCGGGCCGGCUGGCGCUGCUCCAGAUCUCGGAGGGCGAGCGCGCCAUCGACCGCUUCGUCGCCGCCAUCGUAGACGAGGAUGGUGGGGACGACGACUUUUGA
Emiliania huxleyi CCMP1516 is the source of this 864-nucleotide messenger RNA. RefSeq lists its product as hypothetical. The transcript is spliced from 3 exons. The record is from RefSeq and is a predicted model, not a curated record. Bases 1 to 864 code for a protein of 287 amino acids. NCBI's taxonomy places the organism in Eukaryota, Haptophyta, Isochrysidales, Noelaerhabdaceae.